AUGACCAAUGUUUUGUUUAUAUAUAUGUUGUGUUUGUCAUGGCGAGAAGCUACUGGCGUGUUUUCCUCCCGUCCGUGCAAUCUGGAAGUUUCAAAUUUACACAAGGAGAGGAAAUUGGAAUGUUUAGAAUAUAGCGAAGGAUGCAGACCAGAUGAUCAAAUACAGGUAGUUCCUGAUAAUUUUCAAAUGUCUGUUGAAAAACCGGCAACAAUAUUUGCCACGUCUUACUUGAAGGAAGGGCCGGAUGAAUGGUAUGCGAAUCUCAACAUAACAUGGACGCCACCAAAAUCAGCAACAGCACUGCGGAAUUUAAAGGGUUUUCUGCUGCGAAUUUCAUCACCCGAACUCAAACCAUCUAUUGAUUGUCGACUAUUUAUGAUGGAGGAUGGUCUGAUGCCGAACGAUAAGGGGGCUUUAUUUCAGUAUACCGUGGACAAGGUCAAGGAUUUCACCACAUACUUUAUCGUUAUUUGGAGUUUACCACGAUCUGGAGAAAAUUUUGAAAUGGCUCAAACCAUACAAGUGGCAACACCUAGUAUGAGUGACUACCAUGACUAUGAUCACGACCCUCGUUCGUCUGCGGUCUGGACAACGUAUAUAAUAUUCCGAGUGGUAAAUAACGAUGAAGUCCAGGUCACUUUUAAUUUCGGUGAAUUCAAAAUGGAAAAGUUCAUCGUUGAUUUGAUAGAGGAGGACUUAGUGGACAAAGACAUGUUUACCUGUUCUAAAACAGUUUUGAAGAGUCAAUCCAAAGAUCCUACCCAUGGUAAAGUAAGUUUCAAAGACGUCGAAGCUGGAACUUAUCUGAUACAGGUAACGCCUCAAGAUCCAUUUAGGAAUGAACGUCAGCUAUGUUUAUGUUUUAUGAUGGAAGGUGAAAGCCGGGAGUGCGAAAUAUGUACUACAUCUCAAACAGCACUUUUCAACGUACCCGGUAAGCAGGUGAAAACAACAGCCGCUUCUCAAAAUACUUUCAACGUACCUGGUAAACAGGUGAAAACAACAGCCGCUUCUCAAAAUACUUUCAACGUACCUGGUAAACAGGUGAAAACAACAGCCGCUUCUCAAAAUACUUUCAACUUACCUGGUAAACAGAUGAAAACAACAGCCGCUUCUCAAAAUACUUUCAACUUACCUGGUAAACAGAUGAAAACAACAGCCGCUUCUCAAAAUACUUUCAACGUACCUGGUAAACAGGUGAAAACAACAGCCGCUUCUCAAAAUACUUUCAACUUACCUGGUAAACAGAUGAAAACAACGGGUGCUUCGUUGGAAGAUGACAAACUAAUGUCCUUGAAUACAACGACAACUCCAGGACCCGAUGAAGAGAUGGAGUCAGAGAUAAUAGCACCAAAAGGUACAGGAAAGAAUAGCGAGGAAAUGGUGGUCAUUGUUUUGGUAUUUUUUGUGUGUGUUAUUGUGUUUGGCAGCAUAUCAAUACUAUUAUGGAAAGCACACAUGCAGAGUGCUAAUCGAACUACAGCAAAUCCCGUGAUUGAAAUGGGCACCAUGUCCCAAGAUCCAGCAGAUACCCGGAAAUCAAUCUUGGUGUUAAAUGCAGAUGAUCAUUGCCAUCAUCUCGAGGUCAUCAAAGAGCUACUGAACAUCCUUGAUCAAUACUGUGGACUUAGUGUGAUUUACCCCCCGAGGCAUAUCAAUCAGAUAUGCCGAGUAAACUGGAAGAAAUGGAUAGUACAGUGCUUGGAUAGUGUGGACUUCGUGUUACUUGUCACAUCGGAAGCAGCUGCAAAGCUGAUACAGGCGUCUUUGAGACGGGAUACAUAUAACAUUCAACAGCUCACAGAAACUGGUCACCUCUAUGUGCCGAUGUUGAGACAAGUACUUAAAGCGUCUUCUAAGGAACUUACACUGGAUAAGUAUAUAACGGUUUCAUUUAGUUACACCCCGAGGGAGUAUACCACUAUUACUGGUUUACCGACACCGCAUCAUUUCACAUUAGUUGACGGAUUACGAGACUUCUUGUGCUUUAUGAAAAACUUGAGUGGUUCCUCAGUAGCCGCAACAGCGUCUGAUGAGAACAACUUUACUAAUUUACAAUACUCUGUGCUUCGAGCAGCUCGAUAUGAAUCUUGCCAUGUGCAUUGGUUUUCGGAAAGAUUUGGUUAUCCAUACCAACAGAGUUACAACAGACUAGAUUCGGGCUACCAUUCCUUAGCUCCUCUAAGGAUUAACAAUAUCUCGGAAAGUUCCUCUCCGGAGAACCAGCUAGAAAAGGAAGAUGAAACGGACGAGCUUGGUUUCUAUCCACCAGAAGAGGAACUCGAACGUGUGGUCUUUUACAACAUUCCUCCCGAUGACUCCAAUGUAGACUGCAUGAGCUUGUCUGUCAGCAUUCAACUCCGUCAGAUCAAUGACAAUUAUGAAAAUUCUGCAUAUUAG
Molecule: messenger RNA, 2400 nt
Organism: Lottia gigantea (owl limpet)
Lineage: Eukaryota; Metazoa; Mollusca; Gastropoda; Lottiidae
Exons: 11
Coding region: 1-2400 (799 amino acids)
Molecular function (GO): interleukin-17 receptor activity
Source: RefSeq, a predicted model, not a curated record